Molecule: messenger RNA, 3801 nt
Organism: Penicillium angulare
Lineage: Eukaryota; Fungi; Ascomycota; Eurotiomycetes; Eurotiales; Aspergillaceae
Product: putative cell wall biogenesis protein Mhp1
Exons: 3
Coding region: 1-3801 (1266 amino acids)
Biological process (GO): regulation of transcription by RNA polymerase II
Cellular component (GO): ESC/E(Z) complex
Source: RefSeq, a predicted model, not a curated record
AUGGAGGGUGUUCAAACUGUGGAUGUGAGCUGGCUUCAUCAUUCUCAGAAAGAUCAUCUCUCGCGCACGAAAUCUGUCACUUCAACGGGAAGCAGCAGGCCUGAAGGUACUGGUACUGGCAGUGGCACCAGCACCAGCACGAAAGACUCAGCGCCCAAUCCCUCCAAAGCGCACCGUCGAACUCGAUCAAAUAGCAGCCCAGCCCGUCCGCCAUCCUCAAACAGCUCAGCUCCAAAGCGCGAACCACAACCCGACUCAAUCCCAGAAGAAACAAAAGCCACACCAACACCAACACCAACACCGGAAUCUCCCGCGGACCAAAACUCCUCCUCUACAUCCACGACACCAGCCCCGACAGCUGCCAAAACAGUACCAAAACCAGCCACCGGCCGUCGAAACUCAUGGAUAUCCAGCCUAAGCUCCAAGUUCUCUUCCGGCUCCACCCCGCCAUCGCAAUCUAGUCUGAAAGGAAGCCCCGCAAGCCCCAAGGCAACUGGACCGCUAGAUCUGAACCCGUUCGGCGCCGCAUACUCCCCAAAAGACAAGGAAGAGGAAAAGAAAGACGAUUCAAAUUCGAAUCCUUUUACUUCUUCGUCGCCGAAGGGUCCCUCGUUUAUUCAUAAUGCUCUUCGAAAGUUCUCAUCAAAUUCGGGUGGAUUGCCUAGACUUCCGCCUAAUGCUGCGAAUUGUCCUCGUCGGGUGAUGAACCUGGAUCAGGACCGGGAGCGGUGUAAGAUUGCGGAUUUGAAUCAGGCGAAAUUGCAUAGGGUGGCGUUUUGUGUUGAUGUGGAGAUUGCUGGGUUGUCGCAUCGGGAUUCUGAUGAGGAUGCUCCGCCUACGAAUCAGAUGAGGCAGCAUUUGCCUGAGUCUAAUCGGCAGAAGUCAAAGAAGGCGGAUGAAAAGGCUGAAACGAAGACUGAAGCGAAGGCGGAAGCGAAGACGGAUGCCAAUACGGAGGCGAAGACAGAUGUUAAGGUGGAGGCCAAGGAAAAGGAUAAAGAAGAGGCCAAGGCAUUGAUAAAUAACCAAGCUGCAGUGGCUGAGAAGGAAGCACCAGCAUCAGUGCCAGCACCCGCACCAGCAUCGACACCGGCGGCAGCAUCAGCGCUUGUUCCUUCAACGACCACCCAGCCAAGCAGUCCUCCGAGUGCCCAGCAAACGGAGACCUCAACUGAGGGGACCUCCGCGGCCCCCCCCAAACCUGCAGACCCUGAAUCGAAUGGCGAAAAGAAGGAUCCAACCCGCAAACAAGAAAAGAAAAAGCGAUCGGAAGAAGAGCGCAAAGAGCGUAAAGAACGUAAGCGUAGACAAGCCGUGGCAAACGGCUCGAUACCUCUACAACUCGACGCAGAAAACGAUGAGGAUGAAGCUCGGCCACCGGUGGCUGGUGCUCCACGAUCCAAAACCCAGAAUCAUCCUACGACAGACCCGGUGCGGAUUUACCGUCGCUGUUGUCAGCUCAGAGAGACUCCGGUCCUCAAGCGAGUGGUUGAUGAGAUCUCUUCACCAUCGUCCACUCUAGCAGAGUCACCUGGUACUGUUGCAGCGCUCGAUCUCAGUAACUUUCCUAUGACGCCCCAGGAUAUUGCGACGCUUAGCGAUUGGCUCGCAGUUGUACCCGUUCGAAAGCUCCUAUUGGAAAACUGUGCAUUGACCGAUGCUUCUGUUCGAGCUAUACUUUCUGCGCUAUUAUCUACAAAGACCGUGGAACAAAUGCGAUACCGUCGAAAGCGCAAUCGCAAAUUCGAGUCACCAAGUCUCAAGUUUGAGCGAUGGGGUGUUGUGGAAAAGCUUUCACUCAAAGACAAUCCAAAAAUUGGCCGUGACGGAUGGCGCCAUAUUGGUCUCUUCGUUCAUCUUUCUAAAUCAUUAAAAGCUAUUGAUCUUUCUGGCAUUCCCUUUCCGAAACCCCGCGUUGGAAGUGAUGGGUCUCAGAGCUCGUCAUCUUGCACUGAUGUCUGUGAUACCUUUGCAUGUGCCCUCGCUGAAAGGUUCAGUGGGGACCACCUUGAGGAACUCUUGAUGAGCGAAUGCAAGCCUUCCAGCGAGCAAGUGAAACGGAUUUGCGAGGCUUCAACUAAGAUGGGACUGCGAAGACUAGGAUUUGCCAACAACGAUGUGACAAGAGAAAGCCUCGGGCAUAUCAUUGAGUAUGUUAGAGCUGGACAAUGCGAAGGACUUGACCUCGGAGGCAACCCAAUCAAGAACGAUCUGGACCUCAUUGCAGAUGCUAUAGAGCCUGACCAAGCAUUCUACGCGCUCAGUUUGGCUGAUUGCUCCUUGGACCCUACGGUGAUCUCUCCAUUCUUGCAAGCUCUCACCCAGGUCCACAACCUUCGCUUCAUCGAUUUCUCUCACAACCCUGGCCUCUUUACAGCCCAACCAAACGCUCUUGGAGCAUUCCGUCGUUUCCUCCCUAAGAUGCCAUCACUCAAACGCAUUCAUCUUGCUGAUGUCAAUUUAUCACCUGAUCAUAUUAUUGGCCUGGCAGAGGUUCUACCUGAAUGCCCAAGCCUUUGCCAUUUGAACAUAUUAGAAAACCCCCAGAUUGCGUCUCUGGCAUCUGCUACCGACCCUGCUGUUCAGGAAGAGGCAUGUGCGGUAUACGCAUCUAUGAUGGCUGCUGUCCGCGUCUCGGGUACAAUCAUCGCUGUGGAUAUUGAAGUUCCCACUGCAGAAAACAAUGAGGUUGUGAAGGCACUUGCGUCGCAGAUUGUGGCGUACUCUCUUCGAAACCUGGAGGGUGCUGCUAUCGGGGAAGAUAUACCGGAAGCACUUGCAUUGCCUCCAUCUAAAGAUGUCACAGUGCCUGAAAUUCUACAGCACAUUGUGGGUCACUCUAUUAGUGCGGAGGAGCCGUUUGAUGAAGAGGAUGAUGUCGCUCCUGAUGAGGACUAUGUCAUUGGCGGUACGGGUGUAGUGAAGGCAUUGGGUGUUUGUCUUGGGAACCUCGAUCACCAUGGAUCUGAUAUGCCAGGAGAUUCAGUGCCAACCAGUGGAACUACCACACCCCGUCGCCCGAGAUCUAGAGGCGUUGUUGCCAAGAGGCCACGCGAUAUGUCAAAGAAUCUGCUGGAGUCUGCGCGCAAUAUUCGUACUCGGAUCCAGUCAGCUCUGAUUCGCGAGGACCGAGCUGGUAACGAUGCUAACUACAGACGUCUCCAAUUCCUGGAUCUCACUCUGCACAGAAUGAUCCAGCGCUUCGAGGAUGAAUAUCCUGAAACUCGCUUGGCUCCUCAACCCGCACCUUCAUCUGCCCCAGUAGAUAUCGGCUCCCAACACUCUGGAGAGGAUUUGAAUGGCUCAGCUGUCCUCAACGGCAAUUUGAGCGGAAGUGUCAUGGACAACGAAAACGCCAUCGACGACGAAGAAACCGACCAAUACGCCAUUCAUCUCUCCCGAACCAGCUCAAUGACCUCUCUCCACGCUCGCGCCAUGACCUCAGAAGAAGGCCACGUCCAUCGUCUAGGACAGAACCUCCGCCGCGACUUCCUCAACCCACCCGAGCGCGAAGAAGGCGACGACGAAGACGACGACUCACACCUCGUCGCUUUACGCGAGAAACUGGAGCGUCUCCACGAGCAACAGGCUCAAUCCUCAUUUAACAGCAACGAUGCCUUUGCCAAGCUCGGUAAUACCGUUGAUGAACUAUGGGCUGCUCAACGACAAGACGCAGAGAGCUUUGAAAAGUUCAAACAAUCCCAGAUCGCUGCACAGAUCAACAGUGGAUUACGUCCGUCUCCGAACCUGAAUCGGAAAAGUGACUCCACCGAUUCUGAAAGCAAGUCAUCUCCAUCGUGA